Messenger RNA from Phanerochaete carnosa HHB-10118-sp, 1347 nucleotides. RefSeq lists its product as uncharacterized. Lineage: Eukaryota; Fungi; Basidiomycota; Agaricomycetes; Polyporales; Phanerochaetaceae. The record is from RefSeq and is a predicted model, not a curated record. The coding region runs from base 322 to 1227 and encodes 301 amino acids. The transcript has 4 exons.
UGCACAGGUCCCGCCGCCGCCGCCUCCAGAGACUACAGCGCCACAAGCCGGAAGUGCUGGUGGUGAACCGAGCACCGACGUGUCGCGUCCUGCUCCUGAAAUGGGAGAUAGAUCAGAACUCUUGCAGCGCGCAAGAACAUUCCUGAGUUCGCCGCAGGUCGCGCACGAGGAUCUUUCAGCGAAACGCAAGUUCCUCACAGACAAGGGUCUGAACGAUGCUGAGAUAGAAGGGUUGCUGCGAGAGACAGUAAGUGCCUUGACGUACCUCUGCGCAUCGGAUGUGCGGCCUGACAGCCUGUAUAAAAGCCCGUGUUGGCUCCUAUGGUGCCGCCGCGAACAUAUCCGCAACCACCUCCUUCCAAUUUGCCCGGUCUCCUCGUAGGGAUUCUAAGGAUUGCCACAUGGGUCGCUGGAGGAUCCGCUGCAUUACUCCUGAUUUACUUCCGGUUCAUAUAUCCCCGCAUCGCGCAGACAUUCCACGCGAGACAUUCCCUUAGAGCGCAUCAUAAAACGCUCUUGACUCGGCUCACGUCUUCCAUUGAAGAACUCAAAGCAACACAAAAUGAGACAUUCGCUGUGCUUCCACUACCACCGGCCUACAAAGUGGAGCCGCCGUACGCGGAAUGCAAGACUCUUGAUGAUGUCGCGUCUGCUGCUGGCGAGUCACGCGACAUUCCGCACAUUCUGCUACUGGAGCGCGCCAUUGCGGAGAUAAACUCAAAGAAGCAAAAGGCGACCGCAGAAGCGAUAUUACAGCUCUUGGAAACCAAAUUUCCUUGGAUCCAGUCCGAGAAAGAGGGCAAGUUUGAGAAUGAGCUAUGGGAGGUCCUGUCAAUCUCAGUGCUGUUCGAGCAGGACACCACAGACGAUGUAUCCGUGUGGUCGUUCAAGGCCCCACUUCCACCUCCGCCCUCUGCGCUUCAGUUAGCGUUAUCCGCCCUUCACGAGGCGCUACCGGGUCCCAGUAGAGACCUCGCGAGUAUACGGAAGACCUAUGACGCGCUCUCAAACUUCACUGGGUACAUGAGCAGUCAGCUCUACGCCAUGCCGUCUAACCUUCGCUUCACUGCCAAUGGCAUGUCGACCGUGCUAUCUCCGGAGGAAGAGGAAAUACGGCGCGAGAUACGUGCUCUGAAGGGCCUUAUGCUGAACCGCCGCUCGUUCCUGCCUCCGCGGCCGACCUCCGUGCCCGCACUGUCGUCUGUGGCUGGCUCGGUGCCCUCGUGACCCAGGCUGUUGAUUAUGACGCCAAGCCAUUGCCACAGUCGCGUUUGCUGUUCGGGUUCCAGUGUGAACGUGCCUCUGCCAUACGCAGUGCCCUUGAUAGAUGCUUCUCCCGGCUUCUCA